Solea solea (common sole) is the source of this 3967-nucleotide messenger RNA. It is a transcript of the gene itgb1a, whose product is annotated as integrin, beta 1a. The coding region runs from base 342 to 2762 and encodes 806 amino acids. Gene Ontology annotation, cellular component: cell surface; integrin complex; focal adhesion. Gene Ontology annotation, biological process: cell adhesion mediated by integrin; cell migration; integrin-mediated signaling pathway. The record is from RefSeq and is a predicted model, not a curated record. Gene Ontology annotation, molecular function: fibronectin binding; laminin binding; integrin binding. Lineage: Eukaryota; Metazoa; Chordata; Actinopteri; Pleuronectiformes; Soleidae. The transcript is spliced from 16 exons.
CUCAGUCAGAAGUAGCGGAUCAGUGGAGCGGUCCUGACUCUCCGUCUCUUCCCGACUCACACCGCGGAACAGAGGGGGGCCCACGCCACACUUUCCCGGAUAUCGUUUCUCCAGCUGUCGCUUCAUUCCAGAAUCUGUCUUCAGUGUAAAGUGUGUAGUUUCUUGACUCUGUGGCGUGCGGUGAAGGGGAAUGAGUGGCGGGGAAAGGCUACCGUGACUUUUUUAUUUUUUUUUUUUACGGAGGAGACAAGUGGCCGCUGGUGCCAGCGGGGCAGAGAGGAGCUGCUGCCGCUUCUGCAGCCGAGCAGCGGCUCAUCACAGCACGGAGAGUGAUAGCUUCCAUGGAUAAACAACACUACAGCGCCAAGAUGGACCUGAAGCUGCUUUUGAUAUCCGUACUGUUAGGAGUCAUCUGUUUCAGCGAUGCUCAGAAAGAGGGGAACGAGUGCAUCAAUGCCAAUGCCAAAUUCUGUGGGGAAUGUAUCCAGGCUGGAGCCAAAUGUGGCUGGUGUAAAGACCCAAACUUUCUCAAACAGGGUGAGACGGUGUCGACCCGCUGCGACGAGCUACAGUCUCUGUUGAAAAGGGGCUGCGAUGAGGCAAUGAUCGAGAACCCACAUGGAGGAAAGAAGAUCCUCAAGAACAAAGCAGUGACAAAUCGCAGAAACAGAGCAGAGAAACUGAAGCCAGAGGACAUCACUCAGAUCCAGCCCCAGAAACUCAACCUCACCCUCAGAUCUGGUGAGCCCCAGUCAUUUGACUUGAAGUUCAAAAGAGCCGAGGAUUAUCCCAUAGAUAUGUACUACUUGAUGGACCUGUCGUACUCCAUGAAAGACGAUCUGGAGAAUGUCAAGAACCUGGGAACCAGUCUGAUGUUGGAGAUGUCAAAGAUCACUUCUGACUUCAGGAUAGGUUUUGGUUCUUUUGUGGAGAAAACAGUCAUGCCAUACAUCAGCACCACCCCCGCCAAGCUGCUCAACCCUUGUACGGGUGACCAGAACUGCACUAGUCCCUUUAGCUACAAGAACGUCUUGAAGCUGACCAGUGAUGGCAAGAAGUUCAACACCCUGGUAGGCCAGCAGCACAUUUCCGGAAACCUGGACUCUCCUGAGGGCGGCUUUGAUGCCAUCAUGCAAGUGGCUGUGUGUGGGGAGCUGAUAGGGUGGAGGAAUGUGACUCGUCUGCUUGUCUUCUCCACUGAUGCCGGCUUCCAUUUCGCUGGAGAUGGUAAACUGGGCGGCAUUGUGCUUCCUAAUGAUGGAAAAUGUCACCUGGAGAACGGUGUUUACACGAUGAGCCACUACUAUGACUAUCCCUCUAUUGCUCACCUGGUCCAGAAGCUGAGUGACAACAACAUUCAGACUAUCUUUGCGGUCACAGAGGAGUUCCAGCCUGUUUAUCAAGAACUAAAAAAUCUGAUACCAAAGUCUGCAGUGGGCACGCUGUCUGCCAACUCAAGCAAUGUGAUCAACCUUAUUAUAGAUGCUUACAAUUCGCUCUCAUCUGAGGUUAUUCUGGAGAACAACAAACUUCCAGAGGGAGUGACCAUAGCUUACACAUCUCGCUGUAAGAACGGAGUGGUCAGUGAGGGCGAGAGUGGACGCAAGUGCUCCAACAUCUCCAUCGGAGAUGAGGUCAUGUUUAGCAUCAGUGUGACUUCUAAGGGAUGUCCGAACAAAGGCAAGCCAGAGACCAUUAAGAUAAAGCCCCUGGGCUUCACAGAGGAAGUGGAGAUCACCUUGCACUUCAUCUGUGAAUGUGAAUGUCACAAGAGUGGUGUCAAGAACAGUCCACUCUGCCACAACGGGACCUAUGAGUGUGGAGCCUGCAAGUGUAACGACGGACGCGUGGGCAGACAGUGCGAAUGCAGCAGCAACGACGUAGCCACAGAGGACAUGGACCGCACCUGCCGCAAAGACAACAGCACGGACAUCUGUAGCAACAAUGGAGACUGUGUGUGUGGCACAUGUGAAUGCAAGAAGAGAGACAACCCUGAGGAGAGGUACAGUGGACUGUACUGCGAGUGUGACAACUUUAACUGUGAUCGCUCUGGAAACAAACUGUGUGGAGGACAUGGAAGGUGCGACUGUAGAGUGUGUAUCUGUGACGCCUUGUGGACCGGCAGUGCCUGUGAUUGUUCCAUGGACAACAGUACGUGUAUGGCCAGCAACAAGCAGAUCUGCAAUGGAAGAGGGAUAUGUGAAUGUGGCGCCUGUAAGUGCACUGACCCCAAAUUCCAGGGUCCCACCUGUGAAACGUGCCCCACCUGUCCAGGAGUUUGCACUGAACACAAAGAGUGUGUCCAGUGCCGAGCUUUUGGCACAGGUGAGAAGAAGGACACGUGUGAGCUCGAGUGCAGCUACUUCAACCUGAUUAAAGUGAAGGACAGAGACAAGCUGCCUCAGCCCAACGAUGCCACUUAUCCUGUGAUGCACUGUAAGGAGAGGGACGCCAACGACUGCUGGUUCUACUACACCUACGCUGUCAACAACAACACAGAGAAGGAGGUGCAUGUGGUGGACACCCUGGACUGCCCUGCAGGCCCUGACAUCAUCCCAAUCGUAGCCGGUGUGGUCGCCGGCAUCGUCCUGAUCGGCUUAGCCCUACUGCUCAUCUGGAAGCUGCUGAUGAUCAUUCAUGACAGGAGAGAGUUCGCCAAGUUUGAGAAGGAGAAGAUGAAUGCCAAAUGGGACACGGGUGAAAACCCCAUCUACAAAAGCGCUGUCACAACUGUGGUCAACCCCAAAUAUGAAGGAAAAUGAUCACAAUGAACUUCUGCUAUUGAAAUAUUUGAUAUCUGCAGCAUUCGGUUUGUUUGUGAUCUGAGUGUAACUUGUGGUGAGUUUUAUGUAAUUUGUUCCUGUCACCUUAUCAUUAUAAUGCACCAUUCAGCCACUUCAUCUGUACUUUUACUAACACUUAUGAUUUACCUGCAUUUGUUUGUAUUUUAGAUGUACAGUUAUACAAUAUGUGUAUAUACUUUAAAGUUGCAUAUCUGCAGAAGUUGAUGAAAUAAUGUUUCUUUUGGUCCUGCCAUAGCACUGGUAUGGACAGACAGUUUAGCUUUUUUUAAAACACAGCGAGGACAAUACAAAAAAACAGAAUCUGAACAAGAAUUCUUCAGCUCCUGUCUGUUAGUGUCUGUUUGUCUCUCUUCUCCUACGUCUCUGUGCACUGACUUCCUGUGUGUCUCUGUGUGUUCCAGACAUGACCUGAGUUAAAUGUGUAAACUCAGGUCGACCAUAAGCAGCACAUUACGUCAAUGUGUGUGUGUGUGUGUGUGUGUGUGUGUGUGUGUGUGUGUAUAUAAAGUAUAUAUAUAGAAAUCAGUUGCAAAAGGAAAUAGUGAACCAUAUUUAGCAUCCAUCUCAGACCAGACAGUGUCAUUGAAUCACAAAGAAAAAAGUCUGCAGUGGUUGUAAAUGUAGUUUUAAACUGCAGAUUAAGGAAUAUCUGAUGCCUAAAAUUGAGUUCUGUUGUCUGUCUUAAAGAACUAAAUAAGCAAGAUGAAUAUUAAUAUCAACUAUUGUUUUUUGUAUUGUUGAUAUACUAUCACAAAGGGAUUGUAUACCACUUUUUAAUGAAAUUGUGGUGAUGCUGAACAAUCAAAGGAUUUGUAAAGUUACAAUGAACUAAUGAAUUGUUUUUAUUUGUUAAGUGCAGUAACGCAGUAAUUAGUCACUCAGGUUUUCCUCCUGUGUUUUUGUCACAUAUGCCAAAAACCUGUGUUUUCUGUCAGCUUGUCCGGUAAACUGGUGAACUUGUGUGCGAGUGAGUUUGGUAUGUUGUAUUCAACAUAUUUGUUCAGAUGUUUUGAGAAUCACCUCUGAAAUGUGCUCACACCCAAAUGCCUCUGAAGUACAACACACAAGCCUUUUCAGUAUUGUUUUCAAAGUGCCUUUUAUUUCAAUACCAGGUUCUCUCUCUGUGCUGUUUGAGUUAUUUAUUAAAUAAAGUACAAAAGCUG